GGCAGGGCCGAGCCCCGGUGCCCGGGCACAGCCCUGAGGGACACCCCUGCUCCCCGGGCUGCCGCGGCUCCUGGAGCCGCUGCCCACGAGCCCCCGGCACGGCCGUGCGGCCAAUUCCUCGUGCCCUGGGCAGCGCAGCCUGCAAAGCCGGGGCUCGGCACUGCGGGGCCGGGGCUGCCGUGUGCCAGCGGGGCCAAAGCCUCGCAGGGCUCGGGGCACAGCCGGGCCCGCCAGGACACCGCUCCGGGGAUGCUCCCAGCCAGCUCCUGCCCAAGCCCCCCGCAACCCGGGCUGGCUCUGUGCGCUCCGGCAGCCACGACGGGACUGGGGAACAGCUGGGGACUGGGCUUUGCCCACAGCUGAACCUGGAGAGCUGCGAGCUCUGCCCUGCACGCUGUUACAGCCACGGCAGGGAGCAGGCCAAGGAGGAAGGAGGAGCCUCUUUACCUUGAGCUUCCAUAGGGAAAGCUUAUUCGAGGUGGAGAGAGCAGGAUAAAAAAGAGCCCCUCACCCUCGUUUGCAAGGGGUUUUGCUCAGAUCCAAGUCAGGCAGUGGGUACUAACAGCGAAGCAACAGGGAAUCCUCAGGGCAGAAGUGAGGGGAUUACAGCAACACUGUGGGACAAUCAGGGUCGGGGGAGCAGAGGGAAAGGCACAGGGGCCAAUGGGGCAUCCUGGAUUAGGGGAUUUCCAAGUGAGGGUUUCAAUUAGGGGUUGGCCCAGGGGCUGAGUGGCAGGGAACAUUCAGGAAAAAGGGACAGGGUUACCUGGACAGGCAGGGAAGGGACUGGGACCAAGGGAGGGGAAUAACUUGAGGGACAGCUUUAAAGGGAGUCUACAACAUAGGGAAAAAAACAACUUGGGGAAGAUGUGGGGGGAUAACAGAAUGAACCAUUUAACAAUAACUUAAUGAAAUAAACACAAAUCGCAACAGGUUCCUGUGUGCUCCACUGCUGUUGGGGUUCCGGGGUGGCCCUUUGUGAUGUGGGACGUGGUGGUGGCCAGAGACCCUUGUGACAUCAGGGAGUUCCGCCAGGGCUGAGGGUCUCCAAGGGGCGCGGAGCCCUGGGGUGCCCAGUCCCAGGAGAGCCGCUCUCUGAAGAGGAAGCAGCUCCCUGGCUCUGUCUGUGCCACACGCUGACAGUGAUAGCGGCUGACAGUGACAGACAGCAACAGCGAGGAAGACAAAGACUGAGGAGGAGGAGAGGCUGUUUGACAAAAUGGGCCAAGAUCUUUCCCGGAGGGAAGAUGUGGAAGCGACCGACCAGAGAGAAGUUCCAGGAGCCCAAGAAAUGUCCGGGCAGGGAAUGAGGAGCAGCCAAGAGCUGAACCAAGGCCAGAGUCCCACGGAGGCCGAGCCGGCAGCUGCUGCCCCAGCUGGAGAUACUGAGGAGGAGGAGGAGCCCCCUGAGGCUCUCCUGUCCCAAGGGGAAGAUGAGGAUGAUGUCAGCUCCAGUUCCUUGGAGAAGCCACUGGACUCAGUGAAGGAGAAGAACACCCAGACUUGUUCCUCAUCCAGUCACGAGGAGCUGUCCCAGGUCGAAGAGGUCAUCGAGCUCUCUCCAGGGGACAGCAAUAACGAGCCAGAGCUGUCCUCAGUGGAAGAGGCAAUUGAGGACAUCCCAUGGGACAGCACAAGUGACACGGAGCUGUCCCCAGUGAAAGAGGCCAUCAAGGUUGUUCCAGAGGACAGCACAAGGGACGAGGAGCUGUCCUCAGUGGAAGAGGCCAUCGAGAACAUUCCAGAGGACAGCACAAGUGACCAGGAGCUGUCCCCAGUGAAAGAGGCCAUCAAGGUUGUUCCAGAGGACAGCACAAGGGACGAGGAGCUGUCCUCAGUGGAAGAGGCCAUUGAGAACAUUCCAGAGGACAGCAAAAGUGACCAGGAGCUGUCCUCAGUGGAAGAGGCCAUUGAUGAUAUUCCAUGGGACAGCACAAGUGACCCGGAGCUGUCCCCAGUGGCAGAGGCCAUCAAGAACAUUCCAGAGGACAGCUCAAGUGACCAGGAGCUGUCCUCAGUGGAUGAGGAUCUGGAGGACAUUCCAGAGGACAGCUCAAGUGACCAGGAGCUGUCCUCAGUAGAAGAAGACAUCGAGAAAAUACCAGAGGACAGCAUGAGUGACCAGGAGCUGUCCUCAGUGGAAGAGGACAUUGAGGUCUCUGAAGGGGACAGCACAAGAGAGGAGAAGCUGUCCCCUGUAGUAGAGGACAUCAUGGUCGUUUCCCGGCACAUCCCGACUGCUGAGGAGCAGUCCAAAGUGGAAGCGGCCAUCAAGCUCAGUCCCGAGGACAGCACGGCUCUUCCCCCAGAGGGGCCCAGCUCUGCCAGCCCCGUGGGCACAGAGGUGGCAGCAGACGCAGUCCCUGCCCUGCCCAGCGCCUCUCCUGCCCCCGGCAGUCCCACGGAGGCCGAGCCGGCAGCUGCUGCCCCGUCCGGAGCUGCUGAGGAGGCAGCAGCGGGGUCAGUGCUGGCAAUGCAGGACAGGAGGGACGGCUCUGAUGAGGAAAACAAAUUUUGGCAAUUUUUGUAUGACCUGGAGCCUUUCCCGGAUGGAGACCCAGAGCUGUCCCAGGAAGCGUCCUGCUGUGAACAAUGCAGAGAGGAAGAUCUGCCCCAUGGGGAGGUCAGGAGUUACCACCAACUCUUUGACUCGGAAAAAUAUUUGGACCAAGACCUGUCCCAGGGAGAAGUCAGCAGCUCCCAGGGCCCCUCGGACUGGGAAGAAUGCAUUGAGCAAGUGCUGUCCGGAGGAGAUGUCAUCAGCUGUGCAGAACAUUCAGACUGGGAAGAAUAUCAUGCCCAAAAUGUGUCCAGUGAGAAUGGCAGAAGACCCUCAGGACUCUCCAGCUGGGAAGACAACAGUGACACGGGGAUCGUGCAGGAGAACUGGCCUGAGCACGUCAUCUUGGCCAAGCCCUUGUGCCCCGAGGAUGAUGAGUGGGACGAGGUGAGCCUCCUGGAGCUGCCCCCAGAAGACAACCAAGACCAGAAAUGGAAAGUUUUAGUGGCAGAGGGGCUCCCAGUGCCCGUCCCUCGGGAGGCCUGGGCUGAGUGCCCGGCACAGGAGCCGUGCAGCCAAGGGCCGGCGCCUGCCCCGCACAGCCCCCCCAGCCCCUGGCCUGCCCGGCUGGGAGCCCAGGCCCUCCGCGGGCAGCCGGCUGCCCCCGGGAAACGUCCCUCCCGCUUCAGGCGGGCGCUGCGGGCGCUGCGGGGGCUGUUCCGCUGUUCCUGCCUCAGGCCACGGACCGAGGAGUAAAACGGACACGGGAAAGGGUGACGAGGAUGAAGAGAAGGAAGGUGAACAACAGGAAGAUGAAGAUGACUGCUCCUGCCAGUCCCGCUCCUCUGUGUCAGAGCAGCAGCUGAUCGGUUCGGCUCAAGGGGCUCAGAAAUUGCUGCUGCAGCUCCUCCAAAUCAGAGAAGAGAAAAGCCUUUGGGUGGGCCAACCAAGACAAGCAAAACCCAAGCAGGCACAGCCACGAAGAUCUGGGCAGUGAGGCUUGGAAAAUGCCCACCCAAAGAGGCCAAAGCUCUCCCAUCCCUGCCCCGGGCCUGGAAGGUGCAGCAACAAUUUCUUGGGCACAAAGCAGAGGCUCCUGGAACAGACUCAGCACAAACCCCUCCGGGACAACGGAAAAGAAGACAAAGACAAAGAUGAAGACAAUGACACAGAAAAAGAGGACAAAGACAACACAGCAGAUGAAGAAGAUGAAGACAGAGAAGAAGAUGAAGACAAAUAGGAUGAAGAAGAUGAAGAAGAGAAAAAAGAGGAAGAAGACAAAGAUGAAGAGUAAAAAGACAAGACAGAGAACAUUUAUUUAAGAGUAGAUAGAAGAAUAUAGUAAUAGGGAUUUAGUAAUACAUAGAAGAAGAGUACUAGGAAUAGGAAUAAGAAUUUCAAAAUAUGUAGAAGAAGAAGAAUAGGAAUAAGAAUUUUAAAAUAUGUA
This is a messenger RNA of Taeniopygia guttata (zebra finch), 3947 nucleotides long. The record is from RefSeq and is a predicted model, not a curated record. NCBI's taxonomy places the organism in Eukaryota, Metazoa, Chordata, Aves, Passeriformes, Estrildidae.